This is a messenger RNA of Aspergillus wentii DTO 134E9, 1328 nucleotides long. RefSeq lists its product as uncharacterized. Gene Ontology annotation, biological process: tRNA wobble uridine modification. The transcript has 3 exons. The coding region runs from base 149 to 1198 and encodes 349 amino acids. Lineage: Eukaryota; Fungi; Ascomycota; Eurotiomycetes; Eurotiales; Aspergillaceae. Gene Ontology annotation, cellular component: elongator holoenzyme complex. The record is from RefSeq and is a predicted model, not a curated record.
ACACAGUACACUAUCGAUUCACCACCAUCCAAAUAUUCCAAUACCCAGAGAGUAACGAGCUCGAAAUCCUGGCUUGGGCUCCCACAAUCCAGCAUAUCCAACACAUCAGCUUUGCGACACCAUUGAACAUCGUUUCCAGCCUGCGACCAUGCCCACUCAACCCCCACUACCGCACCUCCUCGCACCAUAUGUAUCGUCGCUGCCCGAGUCGUCUCUCACCGUCUUAUCCUCCGUUCUAGGGGCGACAGGGAAUUGGCUGGUCUUGCGCUUCCUCUAUGCGGCACUGAGCGCAUCGUCUGGUGCACAUGCAUCCGUGGGCGCCGAUGGUGGGAAGAAGAAAAAAGUCGUGUUUGUGAGUUUCCUGCGGGGUUGGGAGUUUUGGAGGAGCGAGGCGAAAAGAUUGGGUCUGGAUCUUGCGCGACUCUCAGACAAGGGCCAAUUUGCUUUCGUUGAUGGCCUCUCCGAACUUUUCUACGCUCCCGCAACAACGACAACCCCCGCCGCACCAGUCGCACAGCCUGGUGCUCUCCCUCCACGGACAGUCCUCCCCGUUCGAUCACAGCCCGGUGCUGUUCCGGGUCGAUCACCGCAGCCUGCUGCACCAAUAAGCAAUGGCAGUUUGAACAGACCUUCAACUGGAAUAGGCCCCGCGAAGCACCUGCAUUUCUCAGGUCGAGGAACUGCGGCUCUCGAUGCAUUAGAGAAGGAUAUCGCAGCUGUCAUCCAGCAAGUCAAGAAUACAAAGGGAAGCGAUGAAGAGGACUCCGAGAUACUGUUGAUAGUCGAUCAACCGGAUCUACUACUCGCGGCAACUGGACCGAGUAAAGGCAUCGGCGCCACGGAAAUGGGAGACUGGAUUAUGGGAUUACAACAGAACGUGUCUUCAACACUGUUGACUCUUUCCUCCGAUUCCCCCCUCAUACAUAAUACACCGGCACUUUCGCAUUACCAGGCAACCCCGUUGGAAACAGAACAUGCUGCAUUUGCGGUCGGAUCGGCUCAUCGGGCUGAAAGGGUGAUGCAGCUUCGAAACCUAGAAACCGGUGCUGCGAGAGAUGUUAGUGGUGUGCUGAGGAUCAGUAAAGGUGGCGCUUGGGGCGGAAGUCAUGAUAAUGGCGAGGGUAGCUGGGAGGAAAAAGAAGUAUUAUACUUCAUUCAGCGAGAUGGAGGUGUUAGUGUUUUCGGAAGAGGGGAGUAAAAAUUUUCGGGCUUGUAGAUAUUCAGUCCAUUCCUUCAAAACAAUGGCGUUGGAAGGCGCAAUGGGAUAGAUAGAAUAGAAUGGGCCCACGGGCCAGCCGUGGCCUGGAAAAUAUAACGAACUUGUCGAU